This is a messenger RNA of Colletotrichum scovillei, 3677 nucleotides long. RefSeq names its product arsenite resistance protein Ars2. The record is from RefSeq and is a predicted model, not a curated record. Gene Ontology annotation, cellular component: nuclear body. NCBI's taxonomy places the organism in Eukaryota, Fungi, Ascomycota, Sordariomycetes, Glomerellales, Glomerellaceae. Bases 798 to 3437 code for a protein of 879 amino acids. The transcript has 3 exons. Gene Ontology annotation, biological process: mRNA processing; primary miRNA processing.
CCGAAAGAAACACUAAGCCCGUUUCGCUCAAGGUGGACCUCUCCAGCCGACCCUUUGUUCGUGUCUCGCUCCCAUCGUCUCGUCGCCCUUUGAGUACGGAAUCGGGUCAGCCUUCCCAUCUUCAAUCUCUCCUUCGUGCAUCCCAAAACCCUCCAUCUUUUGGAUCACGACAACAUCACGCGUCUUAUCGUUGAGGCAUACGCCCUCGCCAUCGGAAUAGUUCGUUCUUCCCUUUCUUUCUGCAUUAUCUUUACUCAUCCGCAACCUAUUGUCCAUCCAUCACCUCAAUUCAAUCCCCAUUAUUCCUGUCUACCCUCUCCCAGACCAUCCAUUCUUACUCCCGCCCAACUGCCUGUUCAACCAUCCUCGUUUGUCAAUCAUUCUCAGCAGGCCUCAUUUUGGCAUACCGUCUUUCUUCUUCUUCCGUUUGCACCGUCAUCGUUAGAUUGACGAGUCGGUUUUCAACUCAUCUUUGCCCUCUGGCAGCUGCACCACUUUUUACUGCUACUUCCGUCCCGAAUUCUCAAUUCUUUCUCUAUCUCUUCUUUCGUUUCCCUCAGAAGCCGUCCCGUAUCCCGCCUGCAGAAUGAUUUCUCUAACCGCAAUCAUGUUGCCAAUCAACAGGCUUCCUCCUUCUUCCUUCCUUCGAUCGAGCAAGCGAAACGAAAUCAUAUGAGCAGCAACCACGCAGCUACCCGACGCCGACGCGAUACUUAAUCUGGCUGAAGAGGUCAAUUGAACUCAACAAAGACGCCGUUCACCGUCCCACCCACUAGACUCAGCGUGACAUAUCCACGAUGGACUCCUACUCUUCACACCGAGACUCCGCGCGCUCGCCGGGCGACAGGACGUGGAGCAGUCGCGACGACACGCGAGUCAAGGAAGAGCGAGCUGACACAUUCUACCGUGGUAGAUCGCCUGGCCAUGAACGUCAGCACCGUGACAGACGGCGUUCACGAUCCCCAACUGCUAUCGAUCGAUAUGAGCCAAGGGGUCGCGGUCGCGACGACUACGCUGGUGGCAGAGAUCGCGAUGAUCGCCGGGAGAGGAGAAUCCAGUCACCGCCAGCCAACAUUGAUCGCUACGUCCCUGGACAGGACAGCAGCGCCUCUGCGCCGAUGACCGUCAACCCCCUUGCGGAUCCCGUCAAGCUCCCAUACCAAGUCGGCUUCUCAUACUUUGGCGAAUGGUGGAGGAUGAAUGAAAAGAUCAAGGAGGAGAAGGAACGCCAACGCACUGGUCGUCGCCGUGAACCAGAACGUGCCCGAGGCACACGUGAAGCCCAAGAAGAGCGCGAAAAGGAGAAGGCCAAGAUUCAGGUCGCGUAUGACGCCUACAAGGAAGAACUUCAAGCAAAGAUGGCUCGCACUUUCGUUGGCGAGCACAAGAAGGAGCAGUGGUUCCGCGAGCGAUACGUCCCUGAAAUUCGUGACGGUUUCAGAGCCCAGCUUAAUGAAUUCCGCCGUGGCGCUUACAGCCAAUGGGAGCAAGAUCUCGAGUCCGGAACCUUUGACGAGUUCUCCCUGGAGGGAAUUCCCAAGAGCGAGACUAAUGGCCUUGGAGGCCUCGUAGAGAAGGAGGAAGGUGAAGCAACCGCCGCCAACGAGAUCCUGGGCGUGGGAGACCUUGUGCCAGCCAAUGGCGGUGACAUCAGAGACGAGAACCUGUACCAGCCCACCCUUCUCAUCAAGACCAUUGCGCCCCAUGUCAGCAGACAAAACCUCGAGACUUUUUGCAAGGAGCAUCUCGGCGAAGAAGAGGGCGGCUUCAAGUGGCUUUCUCUGUCAGAUCCCAACCCCAGCAAGCGGUAUCAUCGUAUUGGUUGGGUUAUGCUUCACCCUUCAUCAGAAGUUGCCCCUGCAGUUGUUGACCGUGUCGACCCCAAGGAUGAGGAUGGCGAUAUGCCUUUGAAGUCGCCUGCAGUCGUAUCGACUGCUGAGAAGGCCCUCGACGCUGUCAACGGCAAGACUGUCAAGGACGAAGUCAGGGGCGAUUUCGUCUGCCACGUCGGUGUGCACAAUCCUCCCAGUCACCCUAGAAAGAAGGCUCUCUGGGAUCUCUUCUCUGCACCCGAGCGAGUUGAGAAGGACUUGGGCCUGGUUCAGCGACUCGUCAACAAGUUUGAGGAAGACUUCGGCUCUGACUUCAACGCCGUCUUGAAGAUUGAGGAACGUGUCGACGAUCUUAAGAACGGCGGCCGCCUUCAGCCCGCAGUCACUGCACCCAAGAAGAAAGCCAAGAAGGAGCGUGAUCUCGACGUCGAUGACGGCAUGGAAGACGGAGAGGAUGGUGCCAUUGAUGAUGACGAGGACGAGGGUGCUGUCGAGGAGGACGACGUUGACGACGAAGACCUCUUGGUCAAGAAGAAGCAGCUGGAUCUCAUGAUUGAGUAUCUCAGACGCGUCUAUAACUUCUGCUUCUUCUGUGUCUUUGAGAGCGAUUCAAUCCACGAGCUCACUCGCAAGUGCCCCGGUGGUCACCUGCGUCGCCCAAGGACCACCCUUAGCACUUCCGCCAAGGCCGUUGCGCGCGCUAGUGCCAAUGGGGAGCCAUUCCCUGGCAAGAAGCGCAGCGAGAUCGAGGAGGAAGGCGAAGCGACUGAGGACAAGAAGUUCCGCGGUACUACCGGCAAGGCAGAACAACAGCUGCUUCGUGCCUACAACUGGGUCAAGACCUUCGAGGACAAGAUUAUGCAAAUUCUUGAACCCGAAACGGCAGACCUGCGCAAGCUUGGAGGCCGCCCCGUUGAGGAUGCCGUCAGUGACGAGCUGCUGAAAUACGUCAAGCAGGAGGACGAGCACAAAUGGAGAUGCAAGGUUCCCGAGUGUGCCAAGUUGUUCAAGGAAGAGCAUUUCUGGCGCAAGCACGUCGAGAAGCGCCACAACGAAUGGCUCGAGACCAUUGAGCAAGAGUUCCACCUUAUCAAUGCCUAUGUCAUGGACCCAUCUCACAUUGCUCCAUCAAGGACUGAUGCUAAUUCCAACGGUCACUUCCCUCCGGCUAAUGGCUCUUCUGCAACUGGAACCCCUCGUGGAUUCAACCUGCAGAACUUCACUAUGAAUGGCAUGAUGCCCAUCCCUGGAUUCCCCAUGCCACCCGGCGGGUUCCCGCCGUUCGUCGGUGGCGGACAUCCCAGUAUGCAGUCCGGCUGGAACGCUGGCGGCGAUGACCGCGGAGGCUCUGGCCCCAUUCGCCGCGGAGGUAUGAGUGGUAGCCGUGGAAACUACCGAAGCGGUCCCUAUGACCGACGCCCGAAUCCCCGUUGGGACGGUGGUAUGAGGGGAGGAGGCCGUGGUGGCGCUGGCAAGUGGGGAGACGGUGCUGCCGGCGGUGGAGCGGCUGUCGGCCCACGGGAGGCCACUCAGGGACGUAGUCUCAAGAGCUACGAGGAUCUCGACCAUGUCGCUGGCGGCGGCGGCGGAGAGCUGAAUUAUUAGGACAAGAACUACUCCCAUCGCUUGGAACGUCGCAAAACAGUGGUCAAGGAGGGAUAGAACCAUUGGGUGUUUUUGAGAAAUUUUUGACUCGUGCGAAUCGUCACGGGCGCCGAGAAUGACGCUCUACCGGGGGCAUGCUUCUUACAACAUGGGCAUUGCAUAAUCAUCGGGCACAUCAAGUUGUACUUUGUAAAAUAACAAAAACUUCGGGGUUAGGUUGGGAUCGCGAAUGAAAACGGC